CCCUCCAACAUGUACGUGAGCUACCUGCAGCUGGACAAGGACCCCCCCAUGUACCACCAAAACCCAGUGAGCAGACACCCGGGUCUCAGUCUCAGCCCGCAGAACUUCCCGGCCUCGGCCCAGUACUCGGACUUCGCGGGAUACCACCCCCACCAUCACGGCUUGGGCACAGACCCCCACUCCCCUCAGCAGCAGAGCGGCGCCUGGAACCCGGCCUACCCGCCACCCCCUCUGCCUCCCCCCCCUCAGCACACGCGUGACGACUGGGCCGCUCACCACUAUGGAACCGCAGCAGGGCCUCCAGGGACCACAGUGCCCGGCGCCGUGGGCCCUAAUCUGGGCUUCGGCCCUCCAGAGUUCGCCGGGCAACCGCCGGCUCUGCUGGCCACCUCCCUCAACGCGCCCGCAGGUCAAGGGUCAGCCGUGUCCCCGCAGAGGAGAAGCGCCUACGAGUGGAUACGACGUGCAUCCACGCCGCUCGCCAACCCCAACGGGAAGACUCGCACCAAGGACAAGUACCGUGUGGUCUACACAGACCACCAGCGUCUGGAGCUGGAGAAAGAGUUCCACUACAGCAAGUACAUCACCAUCAGGAGGAAGGCGGAGCUCGCCAGUGCCCUCGGCCUAUCAGAGAGACAGGUGAAGAUUUGGUUCCAGAACCGGCGAGCUAAAGAACGCAAAAUGAACAAGAAAAAGCUCCAGCAGCCCGCCUCCUCCACCACGCUGACACCGCCCACUGGAGGCGGAGGCAGUGUUGCCAUGGUUACCAGCAGCAGCGGCCUGGUAUCCCCUUCCUCUCUGUCCAUGAACAUCAAGGAAGAGUUCUGA
Doryrhamphus excisus (bluestripe pipefish) is the source of this 828-nucleotide messenger RNA. RefSeq names its product caudal type homeobox 1 b (gene cdx1b). The record is from RefSeq and is a predicted model, not a curated record. NCBI's taxonomy places the organism in Eukaryota, Metazoa, Chordata, Actinopteri, Syngnathiformes, Syngnathidae. Gene Ontology annotation, molecular function: RNA polymerase II transcription regulatory region sequence-specific DNA binding; DNA-binding transcription factor activity, RNA polymerase II-specific. Gene Ontology annotation, biological process: cell differentiation; animal organ morphogenesis; regulation of transcription by RNA polymerase II. Gene Ontology annotation, cellular component: nucleus.